AUGUUACAGAUUCUCGAAGAACAUGGACAGAACUUGUUCUACAUGCCGCACGGUAUUACUAUCGACGAGAAGGGAAAUUAUUGGGUUACUGACGUCGGAAGCCAUCAGGUGCACAAGCUAGACACGUCUUUCCGCCCCAUCUUGUCAUUGGGAGAGAAACUCGUUCCGGGCAAUGAUGGAAGCCAUUUUUGUAAGCCGACCGACAUCGCCGUGGCGAAGAAUGGUUAUUUCUUCGUCGCUGACGGAUACUGUAACAGCCGAGUGCUCAAGUUUGAUCCCAGCGGAAAACUCGUCGACAGCUUUGGAGCCGCAGGUGGUGCGUAUUUAAUGUAUUUAUUGAAUUCUCAUAACAUUGGUAGUUUUGAACGCGCUUUCAAAAGAAACUCGCUAGCUCAGAACAAAUACGCAUGA
This is a messenger RNA of Cooperia oncophora, 411 nucleotides long. The record is from the annotation of a GenBank genome assembly. NCBI's taxonomy places the organism in Eukaryota, Metazoa, Nematoda, Chromadorea, Rhabditida, Trichostrongylidae.